CCGUGCUGUGCACCCAAGGGAAGCUCUGAAGACAGCCCUGAAAUCAGCUUGAAGUGAAACUCAGAGGAGAAAAUCACAGAAGGAGAUGGACUUCUCCUUAGAAACUUGGGUUCUCUUGGCUCUCAGCCUGGUGCUUCUGUAUCAAUAUGGGACCUAUCGACAUGGACUUUUUAAGAGGCUUGGAAUUCCUGGGCCUAAACCUCUCCCUUUCUUUGGAACUCUUUUGGGCUACAGACAGGGUGCAUGGAAAUUUGAUACAGAGUGCUAUAAAAAGUAUGGAAAGAUAUGGGGGUUAUAUGAUGGUCAACAGCCUAUUCUGGCCAUCACGGAACCAGACAUGAUCAAAGCAGUUCUAGUCAAAGAGUGUUAUUCUGCAUUCACAAACCGGCGGCGUCUUGGUCCAGCAGGAUUUAUGAAAAAAGCCUUGUCCACAUCUGAGGAUGAAGAAUGGAAGAGAAUUCGAACACUGCUGUCUCCAACCUUCACCAGUGGAAAACUCAAGGAAAUGUUCCCCAUCAUUAAACAGUAUGGAGAUGUGUUGGUCAAAAACCUGAGAUGCCAAGCAGAGAAAGGCAAGCCUGUUAACUUGAAAGAAGUCUUUGGGGCCUACAGCAUGGAUGUGAUCACUGCAACAUCAUUUGGGGUGAACGUUGAUUCCCUCAACAACCCGCAUGAUCCCUUUGUGGAAAAAGCCAGCAAGAUCUUAAAAUUUAAUUUUUUUCAUCCAUUGCUUCUCUCCAUAGUGCUCUUUCCAUUCCUCACUCCAGUAUAUGAGAUGUUAAAUAUCUCUAUUUUUCCACGGGAUUCUGUGAAAUUUUUCACAAAAUUUGUAAAAAAGAUGAAAGAAAAUCGCCUGGAACCUAACCAGAAGCAACGAGUGGAUUUUCUUCAGCUGAUGAUGAACUCCCACACUUCUAAAGACACCAAGUCCUACAAAGCUCUGUCUGAUAUGGAGAUCGUGGCACAAUCAAUUAUCUUUAUUUUUGGUGGCUACGAGACUACUAGUAACACUCUUUCUUUCAUUAUGCAUAUAUUGGCCACUCACCCUGAUGUGCAGAAGAAACUGCAGCAGGAGAUUGAUACAACAUUGCCAAAUAAGGCAUUUCCUACAUAUGAUGUCAUGAUGGAAAUGGAAUAUCUGGACAUGGUGGUGAAUGAAACUCUCAGGUUAUAUCCAAUCGCUAACAGAAUUGAGAGGAUGUGUAAAAAAGAUAUUGAAAUCAAUGGAGUGUUCAUUCCCAAAGGGACAGCAGUGAUGGUACCAACCUUUGCUCUUCAAAAAGACUCAAAGUACUGGCCAGAACCUGAUAAAUUUUUCCCUGAAAGAUUCAGUAAGAAGAACAAGGAGAAGAUUGAUCCAUAUAUAUACAUGCCCUUUGGGAAUGGACCCAGGAACUGUAUUGGCAUGAGGUUUGCUCUCAUGAACAUGAAACUUGCUCUCAUCCGAGUCCUGCAGAACUUCUCCUUGCAACCUUGUAAAGAAACACAGGUCCCUCUGACCUUAGGAAAGGAAUUAAUUCUUCAGUCUGAAAAGCCCAUUAUCCUGAAGAUUGUGUCAAGAGAUGAGACCUUACGAGGAGCCUGAUCUUCCCUAGGGACUUCUGCUAUAUUCUUUAGGGAGGGUUUAAUUAAUUUUGAAUAAAAUCCAGAUGAGGAUGAGGUAAAUCAACUGAUCUUGAAUUGUUAUCAGAGAUUCAGUGCACUCUUUGAGCUUGUUCUGUAUCUGUAUAGAGUCUACCUGUUGUGACUGAAUUAGUGUCAGACAUGUACAUUCACCUUCUGUGGUUCUCAUGAGUCUAUUUCCAUCCACCCUUAGGGAACACCA
Messenger RNA from Fukomys damarensis (Damara mole-rat), 1825 nucleotides. RefSeq names its product cytochrome P450 3A14. Gene Ontology annotation, biological process: steroid metabolic process; oxidative demethylation. The record is from RefSeq and is a predicted model, not a curated record. Lineage: Eukaryota; Metazoa; Chordata; Mammalia; Rodentia; Bathyergidae. Gene Ontology annotation, molecular function: iron ion binding; oxidoreductase activity, acting on paired donors, with incorporation or reduction of molecular oxygen, reduced flavin or flavoprotein as one donor, and incorporation of one atom of oxygen; testosterone 6-beta-hydroxylase activity. The coding region runs from base 86 to 1585 and encodes 499 amino acids. The transcript is spliced from 13 exons.